AUGGAUCAACGUGAAACUGGGGCACCUGCUGACUCUACUCGCCGACGUCGCCUUGCCAGCACUUCGCCGGCGGCGAAGGAGUCUGUGGAACCACACCUUUCGGCCUGGACCGGCGCGUCGCGAACACCAUAUUUCUGCACGCUGAAGGAGGAGCCCGUGAGAGUUCGCAAUGGCGUCGCCAAGUCAGCGGCUAUUCUCCCGCGCGACAGGAACGCUGACCGAGGCGAGAGCCCGGCCUACGACUACCAGCUGUCUAUCUCGACUACCCCCGCGAUCGACCUGCCCUGCGACGUCGGCGAGCCCGGUGUUGAGCUCACUAGCGUGUGCUUCAUCGACCUCGUCUUCCAGUUCCCGACGUUCGACACGCAGCUGUCGCGCCAGGAGUUUGUCUUGGACUGGGUGGUGAGUUCUGCAUCUGAUAACACGUCGCUUCUUCGGAUUGUUUAA
Messenger RNA from Lasiosphaeria miniovina, 447 nucleotides. RefSeq lists its product as uncharacterized. The record is from RefSeq and is a predicted model, not a curated record. NCBI's taxonomy places the organism in Eukaryota, Fungi, Ascomycota, Sordariomycetes, Sordariales, Lasiosphaeriaceae. The transcript is spliced from 3 exons. Bases 1 to 447 code for a protein of 148 amino acids.